GCGGAGAGGCGAGGCAGGCUGGCGGUUUGUUUUCCCGUGGGGAAUGCGGAGCGGGCUCUGGAGCCGCUCGGGGUGCGCGGGGCGACACGGCCCCACUCCUGGGAGCUGGUCCGCCUGCGUAAGGCGGACUUCUUUGCGGCGCUGGGCCUGUGCUGGGCUUGUGGUCCCUCUUGGGGUGCGCUGGACGAAAAAGGGAGAUUUUCAUCAGAAAUGGCUCUUUUCCUAGUCCUGUCUUUCCCUUCUCACGAGUUUUGGAAAGGAACCCUACCGUUUGUGCAGAGACAGUUUGUGUUAAUCCCCUGGAUUAGGAGUUGACUAUGACGAAGCCUGGCAACUUUGAGCGUCACUGCCUUCUGCCGAGAACUCCCUUUCCUGCAUCUGCUGAAUCUCAGAAACCCCGGCUGAAGAAAGGUCAAGAGUUUCCGAUUUUGGAGAAGCAGAACUGGUUAAUACAUCUCCACUAUAUCCGGAAGGAUUAUGAAGCAUGCAAGGCUGUUAUCAAAGAGCAGCUUCAGGAGACUCAGGGCUUAUGUGAAUAUGCUAUCUAUGUCCAAGCUUUAAUAUUUCGCUUGGAAGGAAACAUCCAGGAAUCCCUAGAACUCUUUCAGACGUGUGCGGUUCUCAGCCCUCAGUGUGCCGGUAACCUCAAGCAGGUGGCCAGAUCUUUAUUUCUUUUGGGAAAACAUAAAGCUGCCACUGAAGUCUAUAAUGAAGCAGCUAAACUUAACCAGAAAGAUUGGGAGAUCUGUCACAAUCUGGGAGUCUGCUACAUUUAUCUGAAACAGUUCAGUAAGGCACAAGAGCAGCUGCACAACGCCCUCCAUCUUAACAGGCACGACCUGACUUACAUAAUGCUGGGGAAGAUCCACUUGCUAGAGGGGGACUUGGACAAGGCCAUCGAAAUCUACAAGAAGGCAGUAGAGUUCUCGCCAGAAAAUACGGAACUUCUCACAACUUUAGGACUACUCUAUUUACAGCUCGGCAUUUACCAGAAGGCAUUUGAACACCUUGGAAAUGCACUGACUUAUGACCCUACCAACUACAAGGCCAUCUUGGCGGCAGGCAGCAUGAUGCAGACCCAUGGGGACUUUGAUGUUGCCCUCACGAAAUACAGAGUUGUAGCUUGUGCUGUUCCAGAAAGUCCUCCACUCUGGAAUAACAUUGGAAUGUGUUUCUUUGGCAAGAAGAAAUAUGUGGCAGCUAUCAGCUGCCUGAAGCGAGCCAACUACUUGGCUCCCUUCGAUUGGAAGAUUCUAUAUAAUUUGGGCCUCGUCCACCUGACCAUGCAGCAGUAUGCGUCGGCUUUCCAUUUCCUCAGCGCAGCCAUCAACCUCCAGCCAAAGAUGGGGGAGCUCUACAUGCUCUUGGCUGUGGCUCUGACCAACCUGGAAGAUCCGGAGAAUGCCAAGAGAGCCUACGCAGAAGCCGUCCGCCUGGACAAGUGUAACCCCUUAGUAAACCUGAACUAUGCCGUGCUGCUGUACAACCAGGGCGAGAAGAAGGGGGCCCUGGCCCAGUACCAGGAGAUGGAGAAGAAAGUCAACCUGCUCAAGGACAGCAGCUCUCUGGAGUUUGACUCUGAGAUGGUAGAAAUGGCCCAGAAACUGGGAGCUGCUCUCCAGGUCGGGGAGGCACUAGUCUGGACGAAACCAGUUAAAGAUACCAAGUCAAAGCACCGAACCACUUCAGCCAGCAAAGCUGGUGGUUUCCAGCAGCCUCUGGGCUCUAAUCAAGCUCUGGGCCAGGCGAUGUCUUCAGCAGCUGCACACAGGAAGCUUCCCUCAGGUGUGGGAGGAGUCUCCCAGCUCCCAAAGCCACCAUCUCUGCCUCUGGAGCCAGAGCCCACUACGGAAGCACAUCCAACGGAAGCGUCAGCACAAAUAAGAGAAAAAUAGGAGCAGGAUGACCCCAGAGUAGGGGUUUCUUUGGUGAGGAUGUAGCAGAUUAGGAAAGCUCACGUGACACAGGCAGCAAAGAGGCCAGCGUGUUCCCUGGGUACCAGGUGUGUGUGACAAUGAUCCCAAGGGACCUGCAGCCGAUAUGGCCUCCUGUUCGCCCAGUCAGCCUGGAAAGAGAAUGGAGCCCGGACAGGUCCUUUAAGAAUUAAGUGCAAGGCUCAUGGCUCUGUGUGUGUAGCUCCAAAUGCCAACAGGGCACAUGAUGCUGUUUCCUUUUGAAAUGACUUGGGCCUCCUGGAUGACUGACCCCAUCCUCUGUGGAGGGAAAGUCUGAGGCAGACCCAUGCUCAGGAAUCCGGUUAUGGCGAAGCUCGGCUUAGCCAACGUGAUCCUCAGGCUGUGGGGCUUGGCAGCCCUGAAGGCAAACACAAAUCCUGGAUUAGUAAUCCAGCUCUAACAGUCUGAGGGAACAAAAUGAUGAACAAACUUCUGUUAAGUUGAGGCCCAGCCUGUUGGCUCUCCGAGCUGCACCUGUCCAAGGGAAUCCCGAACAAGUCCCCCGUGUCUUGUUCUUGAGAGAAGUCAGAGUGUGCAGAGAGCCAGAUCAUGUCGGUACAAGCAGCAGGAGUGAAGGGCUGGGCUGGUAUCAGCACCAAGGAUGAAAAGGGAAAAAAAGAGUUUCUUAAUUUUGAUUUAAAACAAUCAAUGAUACCCCUGUCCAGAUGCUAUCAAUACAUCAUCUACACGUCCUUUUUAGAAUAAAGAUUAUGUAUUAUCAUUCCUUUAGGGAAAGUUGUUACUUAGGUGUAAAAAGAAGAAAUCACAAUAAAACCUUUUUAAAAGAA
Molecule: messenger RNA, 2743 nt
Organism: Lutra lutra (Eurasian river otter)
Lineage: Eukaryota; Metazoa; Chordata; Mammalia; Carnivora; Mustelidae
Gene: BBS4
Product: Bardet-Biedl syndrome 4
Exons: 16
Coding region: 318-1895 (525 amino acids)
Biological process (GO): protein localization to cilium; cilium assembly
Cellular component (GO): ciliary basal body
Molecular function (GO): protein binding
Source: RefSeq, a predicted model, not a curated record